AUGGCUUCAGACAAUGCGUUGGACAACUUGACUGCCGAGGCAGACUCUUGGUCUGUCUACACCAAGACUCGUUCCACCAUCAACGAACAGCCGCUCAGCCAAGAUGAGCUCGAGAAGACGACAAGAUAUAUGCGCGCGACCCUCUACCUGUGUUUGGGCAUGCUGUACCUCAAGGAAAACCCGCUGCUGCGAGAGCCAUUGAAGAAAGAGCACAUCAAGCCCCGACUGCUGGGACAUUGGGGAAGUGACGCUGGACAAUCCUUCACGUGAGUUCUGCAGAGGUUGCAAGACCAAUCCGGACGCAAUUGAUAUUCGAUAGCUACAUUCACAUGAACCGCCUCAUCAAGAAGUACGAUCUUGAUGCUUUCGUCAUUUCCGGUCCUGGCCAUGGAGCUCCUGGUCUCAUCACCAACUUCUACCUCGAGGGCGUCUACAGCGAAGUAUAUCCAAACAAGAGCGAAGAUGUCGAGGGCAUGCAGCGCUUCUUCAAGCAAUUCUCCUUCCCCGGAGGCAUUGGAAGCCACAUGACACCGGAGACACCAGGCUCCAUCCACGAAGGUGGUGAGCUUGGUUACUCUCUUUCGCACGCUUUCGGAGCAGUCUUCGACCACCCUCAAACCAUUGCUCUCACCAUCGUGGGUGACGGAGAGUCAGAGACGGGGCCUUUGGCCACCAGCUGGCACAGCAACAAGUUUCUCAACCCGAUCACCGAUGGGGCUGUACUGCCUGUUCUGCAUCUGAAUGGCUACAAGAUCAACAACCCUACGAUCCUUGCUCGUAUCUCGGAGGAAGAGCUCAAGGCUCUCAUGAAGGGCUACGGUUGGGAACCAUACUUCGUGGAGGGUUCAGAUCUCGACACUAUGCACCAGGCCAUGGCCGGUACUCUCGAACACUGCGUAAAUGAGAUUCGCAAGUUCCAAAAGCAGGCUCGUGAUUCGGGCAAGGUCUUCAGGCCAAGAUGGCCAAUGAUUGUCCUCCGCUCCCCCAAGGGUUGGACUGCUCCACGCAAAGUGGAGGGACAUUAUCUGGAAGGCUUCUGGCGUGCGCAUCAAGUGCCGCUUCCCAAGGUGCAUAACGACCCAGAGCAAAUGAAGAUGCUAGAAGAAUGGAUGCGCGCAUACCAGCCAGAGAAGCUCUUCACCGAGGAGGGAAAGUUGGUUCCUGAGCUUAAGGAGCUGGCACCGCCGAAGGGCAAGAGGAUGGGUGAGAACCCGAUUACCAACGGCGGUGUCAUCCGCAAGCCACUGAAGCUGCGAGACUUCAAGGACUUCGCUAUCAAGGUCGACAAACCGGCAAUCACGAGCGCGCCGAGCAUGAAUACCUUCGCCGAAUUCCUACGAGACAUCGUCAGGGACAACCCGAAGACAUUCCGUGUUAUGGGACCUGAUGAGACUGAAAGCAACAAGCUCUCCGAGAUUUAUAAGGCGGGAAAGAAAAUUUGGGUUAAUGGAUACCUUCCUGAAGAUGAGGAUGGCGGAAACCUUGAUCCCAACGGACGUGUCAUGGAGAUGCUCUCUGAGCACACUGUAGAAGGCUGGCUCGAAGGUUACAUCCUGAGCGGUCGCCACGGCAUGCUCAACUCGUAUGAGCCUUUCAUCCACAUCAUCGACUCCAUGGUCAACCAGCACGCGAAGUGGAUUGAGAAGUGUUUAGAGGUCUCGUGGAGACAGGCUGUCUCGUCUUUGAAUAUCCUUCUUACUAGCACGGUCUGGAGACAAGGUGAGAACUUCAGAAUCUAGUUGCCAUACUCAAGAUGCUAACGAAAGUCGUUAGAUCACAAUGGCUUCACGCAUCAAGACCCGGGAUUCCUCGAUGUCGUCUGCAACAAGUCGCCGGAAGUCGUCCGCAUAUACUUGCCUCCGGAUGGCAACUGCCUGCUGUCCACAAUGGACCACUGCUUCAAGAGCACCAAUUACGUCAAUGUUAUCGUCGCCGACAAGCAAGUGCACCUUCAAUACCUCAACAUGGACGCUGCCGUGGAGCACUGCUCAAAAGGUCUGGGUAUCUGGGAUUGGGCGUCAAACGAUCAAGGACAAGAGCCAGAUCUUGUGAUGGCAUCGUGCGGUGAUGUCGUGACCCAAGAAGCACUUGCUGCAACAGCGCUCCUGCGACAACACCUGCCUGAGCUUAAGAUUCGUUUCGUCAACGUCGUCGACCUCUUCAAGCUCAUGCCAAACGGCUACCAUCCUCAUGGUCUUACGGACGUUGAAUACGGCGCCAUCUUCACCACCAACAAGCCCGUCGUCUUCAAUUUCCACUCUUACCCAUGGCUCGUCCACCGCCUGACGUACAAUCGCAAGGGCCAAGAUCUCAUGCACGUACGUGGCUAUAAGGAGAAGGGCAACAUCGAUACGCCCCUUGAGCUUGCCAUCCGGAAUGAGAGUGACCGCUUCUCCCUCGCUGUCCGUGCCAUUGACAGCUUGACCGAAGUUCUUGGCAACAAGGGCGCUGGACCACGUGAAAAGCUUAUCGAGGAACGUAUCCGGUCCAUGAACUACGCGUACGAGACCGGUCUGGAUCCAGAAGAGUUUACGAACUGGAAGUGGCCUUUCUGA
Messenger RNA from Lecanosticta acicola, 2555 nucleotides. The record is from the annotation of a GenBank genome assembly. NCBI's taxonomy places the organism in Eukaryota, Fungi, Ascomycota, Dothideomycetes, Mycosphaerellales, Mycosphaerellaceae.